Puccinia triticina is the source of this 1194-nucleotide messenger RNA. RefSeq lists its product as uncharacterized. Bases 1 to 1194 code for a protein of 397 amino acids. NCBI's taxonomy places the organism in Eukaryota, Fungi, Basidiomycota, Pucciniomycetes, Pucciniales, Pucciniaceae. The record is from RefSeq and is a predicted model, not a curated record. The transcript is spliced from 2 exons.
AUGUCCUUGGUCCCCUCUCCAUCCCGUGGAAUAUAUACUAGUCCACAAAACGAACAGGAUAAAUCAAGAAAUCAAACUCACAAAUCAACCCAAGAAAAUCAAGAUCGACAUUCUCAUCGUCAAGAGCAAGAUUUAACAAACCAUGAUUUUCAACUCGAAUUCUUUAAAUGGAUAUUCAAGAGGAUUCAAGAAUAUAAGAAAUCCUAUCCGAAUCGGAUCGAUCUGUUUCUGUAUUUAAGUCUCAAAGAUCCCCAAGGAAACUUGAACCAACCGUCGACUGAUAAUCGUUUCAAGGCUCAGAUCGAUCGGAUUUCUUCUCUGGUUCGUGAGAUCAGAAAAUUGAGGGAGGGGAUCUUUGCUAGCGGGAGGAGAGAUUCAUUUGCGAUCGUAGUUUACGAAUUGAGUGCAGAAUUGGCUCUGGAAUCGUUGGAUUUCGCACAGUUGAAUACAUUGCUGAAUCACUUGAUCAUGGAUCUAUACCGAAACGUGCCGAUUUCUGAACAUCGGGUUCGCGCUGAAUCAAUAACGAUCGCGAACGAAGUCGAAGAACAUGAUGUUGGGAAGAUUAUAAACCGUCAGAGACGAACGAAAGAAGAAGUUCUGGACAGACGAUUGAUGUUUGCGAGAGUUUUGUUACUCUUACCGAUUGCGACCCGGUUAGACUUAAGCCGAUUUAUCGAACAAUUCGGUCAAAUUUCUCGAAUUCUAAGCGAUGAGAAUCUGCCUCAGGAUUCUACGAAUCACUCAGCCUCAAGUAAUGCGACCGUCUUGGGCAUCUCGACCGCUCAUCAACCCAAGUUACUCGAAUUGGGGAAGUUCUUCAAAUUUGUCCUGCGCAAGAAUUAUAUUCAACUGAAUCGGAAGUUCAUCAAACCCAACCUCCAAAAGAUAUUAAAAGCACACCCCCAAGAAGAGGAUUCAGUAACGCAAUGGGACGACUUGUUGUUCUUGGUCUUCCUAAAUUCAAUCAGACUGAAUUUAAUUUGGAAAGUGAUCCAGAAGUCUUACUAUCAUUUGAGCUUGGAAGAUGAUCUCUUCAUCUUCAAUUUAUUGUCCUUAGAGUUUCGAAACUUCGAUCAAUUGCGGUGUACCAGUCAAGAUCGUUCAGCUUCCAAUGUCAAUCAACUUGUCGAUUCUUGGCUACUCAAACUCAAUAUCCAACGUAACUCCAAAGGAAUCGUCCAGUUGAAAUAG